UCAAACGCGUCUCUCUCUCUCUCUCUCUCCCGAUAAAAUGGGUGUUCCCCAUUGCGUGUGAUUCACUGGUUCAGGUGAGCAAUGGCGAGGAUCGCCCACAAGCACGCCGCUUCGUCGACGCAUUGGACGGUGCUGUCGACAUGCAUGGGGCUCCUCGGCGCCGCCCUGCUCGUGGAUUUCAUGUGGGCGUCUUCUUCUUCUUCUUCUUCUUCUUCUUCGUCUUCUUCCUCCUCCUCCUCCUCCGCUCCUUCCGCUACCUCCGCCUAUUCGUCGCUCGCUUCCAACUGGGCUCUCGAGAAAUCUGGAAUCGUCGUCUUCCCCGACCUCCAAUCUCGCAGGAAAUCUGAUGAUCAGUUGCAGGAGGAACAUGUAAAAGCAGAUCAUGGCCCGGGAUCAGAUGCUAAAGAAAAGCAUGAUCAGGGACAGGAUGCUAAGGGGAAGCGUGAUUGGGGACGGGAUAGAUUUUUGUCGGCUACUUUUGCCGAUUUAGCUGCUCCAGACAUGAAAUGGGAAGAGAUGCCACCGGCACCGGUGCCUCGUCUGGACGGCGCUGCGAUCCAGAUCAAUAACCUGUUGUACGCUUUUUCAGGAUACCGCACGCUUGACUAUGUGCAUUCUCAUGUGGAUGUGUUCAACUUUACUAGCAAUACUUGGGGAGGAAGGUUCAAUACGCCAAAGGAUAUGGCGAAUUCACAUUUAGGAAUGGCCACUGAUGGAAGAUACGUCUAUAUUGUCUCCGGCCAAUAUGGUCCACAAUGCAGAGGGCCGGUGGCUCAUACUUUUAUCCUAGACACAGAGACGAAGAAAUGGGAUCGAAUGCCCCCAUUGCCGGCCCCAAGGUACGCUCCCGCUACUCAAUUAUGGAGAGGUAGACUUCACGUGAUGGGUGGAGGCAAAGAGAAUCGCCAUACGCCUGCACUGGAACACUGGAGCAUAGCAGUAAAGGAUGGCAAAGUCUUGGAGAAGGAGUGGCGAACUGAAGUGCCCAUUCCUCGCGGAGGACCGCACAGGGCUUGUGUCAUGGUGGAUGAUAAACUAUAUGUUAUUGGUGGUCAAGAGGGCGAUUUUAUGGCCAAACCCGGGUCACCCAUUUUCAAAUGCUCGCGCAGGCAUGAGGUAGUUUACAGCGAUGUCUAUAUGCUCGAUGGUGGAAUGAAGUGGAAAGUACUGCCUCCUAUGCCAAAACCUAACUCCCACAUAGAAUUUUCUUGGGUGGUUGUGAACAAUUCCAUUGUCAUCACGGGAGGUACCACUGAGAAGCAUCCAAUAAACAAGAGGAUGAUACUCGUUGGGGAGGUGUUCCGGUUCGAUUUGGACACACUGAAAUGGACAGUGAUCGGGAAGCUUCCUUACCGUGUCAAAACCGCGAUUGCGGGUUUUUGGGACGGCUGGUUGUACUUUACAUCGGGGCAGCGGGAUCGAGGGCCAAAUAAUCCGCAGCCUAAGAUGGUCAUCGGAGACAUGUGGAGGACCAAAUUGAGAUUGUGAUGCGAGUCACUUGAAGUCUACCAUUUGAAGCAUUGUCUUGUCUUUAGCUUGGAUUUUAGUUUUUCACACUCAUUUUCUCUAGGCCAGGUAAAUAGUCCAAGUAUUCUUUCCUCAAUUUUUCUACUUGAGCGAGGCAUAGAGUUAUUUAACUGCAGUUUUUACAUCUUUGUGCAAAUGUGGCAGAUUGUCUUGAAUUGAAUAGAGGAGAGCAUUUACAAAGCAAACGGAAAGAGUUGCUUCUUUUCUUCCUUUUUAACUUUUGGUGAACAAGUUUUUCUUUUCAUUGAAGUAAUUAGUUGCUAGAUUGAGAUUC
Molecule: messenger RNA, 1801 nt
Organism: Rhodamnia argentea
Lineage: Eukaryota; Viridiplantae; Streptophyta; Magnoliopsida; Myrtales; Myrtaceae
Product: kelch repeat-containing protein At3g27220-like
Exons: 7
Coding region: 82-1488 (468 amino acids)
Molecular function (GO): protein binding
Source: RefSeq, a predicted model, not a curated record